Molecule: messenger RNA, 2175 nt
Organism: Labrus bergylta (ballan wrasse)
Lineage: Eukaryota; Metazoa; Chordata; Actinopteri; Labriformes; Labridae
Source: RefSeq, a predicted model, not a curated record
UAUAUUUACCAAAUAUUAUUUUUGUUUACUAAGUACUCUAAUGUGCAAAACCAAAUCAUAUAUAAGUGAUUAAUGUGUUAAAAAAUGAUUAACACAAUCUAUUUUCUUUAUUCAGAUGUACCUGUGCUAAAUAGUGUCUGAGUGCUGGCCUCCAGAGACUUUCUACCUGUGUCCAAACUCCUCAGCGUUCUCAUGGCAGCGGCAUUUCCAGGACUUAAGAGUCUUUGUCUGGCCAUCAACAAAAGCCUUUGGAUUACUGGUAAGGCAGGCUCACAGUGCAGCUGCGUGCGUGUACGGGCAGGUCAGAGGAAUGACUGGAGCUCCGGUGGGCUAAGAGCUCGAAAAAAUGCUGUUUGGUGAGAUUGCUGAUUAGGUGGGAAGGAAGGGAGGGAGGGGGGGGGCAGGUGCUGGAUCAUGGAGGGAAACAAAAGGCACACUUUACUUGCUUCAAGGGUAUGCAUCAAGAGUUGUGUAAAAUAUAACAAGAUGAUGUAUGACCCCAAAUCUGAAAAAAAAAAACAGCAAAACAAAAACAAGGCUCUCUUACUUAUUUGGGAUUGGUGGUUCUUUAAUAUUAAGCAACUCCACUUUCUACCUUUUAGACACUUUCCUCUGAGCUCAUCCCUCUAGGACAAUAACAACACUGACAGAAUGAGGCUUCUUGAUUGGCCCAGACAGCAGCCAACCAGAAGACAAGGACUUAGUCACAAGGAAGUGACUUCACCUAUCUGCACUCACCUGAUCCUUUACCUGGCCGAGCUCAGACGCAGCAUCUCAUUACCUUUCCAUUACAAUCCAUAACUGAAGCUCACUGUGUGUCAGUACCUGCAGUCAAGGUGUUUCUGUGUGUUUGGCUUCACAAAGACAAAGAAAAGAAGACAUGGCAGUCGCUAACUUCCACUACAUCACCCGCAUGAGCAGUGGCUUCAAGGUGUACAUUUUAGAAGGUCAGCCUCACCUCAGAAGUGAAGACAGAUACAGACACAUCACAAACGACCGCGCUCGAGCCCCAGCCGUGUAUCCAAUCAAACGCAAGCGCAGCCACGAGAGAGGCCUGACACUGGAGGAAAGGCGAGAGCGGGUGCUGAGCAGAAGUGUUGGUAAAGCCGCCCAAAGAGCAGCACCAGCACCAGCCAUCUUUAACAAGCCACAAAGCCCCACAUCCACCUGGAGUCCAACCCCCAGCCCCACCAGCCCUCUGCCCUCCCAUGUGUACUACACACCAGUCAUGGAUGAACCACUCGCCCUCAUCAAGAAACCAAGAAAAGAUCCAGAGAGCACAGAGGAGAAGGCUAAGAGUCCUGCAAACACUCAAAUCCAGAUGCGUCCCUCUGUGAUCACUUGCGUCUCCUCAUCAAGAAAUCCCUCCUGCAGGUCUGAUAUCCACAGGGACCCCUCAUCAGUGAUUUCAAAGUCAAACUAUGACCACGUGGUCGAGGAACAUUUCCAGAGAAGUCUUGGAGUGAACUACCAGAAAGCCGCUCGCUCCCAGCAGCUCUCAAUCAGCGUUUCAGUCGACGACCACUUUGCCAAGGCGCUCGGAGACAAGUGGCUGCAGAUCAAGUCCAAGUCCUCCUCCUGCUCCUCCACACCUCCCAGCAGCCCGAGUGUUACUCACUCUCCCACCUACAAAGAGUGCACUAGCAGCACAUCACCAACCUCCAGCCACUGGUCUGUCAACUAGAACAGAAUCUUUGAGAAGAAAGUGGACUUUGUGAAUUGAAACAUUUCACUGCGUGCAGCUCUGCUUGUUGGUCAAGAGAAAAGCCAGCGCUAGUAUGGAGAGGGCGAGCUUUCAGAUGCUGGAGUGCUGUCACUUUGGACCGCCGUGUGUCAAAGUUUGAGACAUAUUGAUGCAGACUGUAAUGUAGCACCAAUCAAGACGUCCUUGUUUGUUACAUUUCUCUCCUUAUUGCUUGUGGAUAGCAUCAGAAUAAUGAGAUUCUGUAGUUGGUGACGUGGGAUGGUUGAAAAAUCAUCAGUAAUCCUUUACAUUUCUUCGGUGUGUCAUUCUUAAGUGACACAACUUUACUGUAUUAUAUUUAUGUUCUGAUACACCUGGGUUCCUUACAGUCUAAAUGACUUGCCUAUCUGCUGUAUAAAAUAUGCUUAUAAGCUGUACACAAAACAAAGACUUUUAAAAAAAGACUUUUAAAAAUAAAAACGUCAAAAAAA